Onychomys torridus (southern grasshopper mouse) is the source of this 2574-nucleotide messenger RNA. RefSeq names its product EGF like repeats and discoidin domains 3 (gene Edil3). The record is from RefSeq and is a predicted model, not a curated record. The transcript is spliced from 11 exons. Lineage: Eukaryota; Metazoa; Chordata; Mammalia; Rodentia; Cricetidae. Gene Ontology annotation, molecular function: calcium ion binding. Bases 564 to 2006 code for a protein of 480 amino acids.
GCCGGGGGAGCCCAACGCCAGCCUGCUGCUCGGCUCAGGUUCACACGCGCGCCCGCGCGCCGCCACUGUUUGUACACAGUGCGCUCUUGGCCUCAGGCUCGCUCCCCUCCAGCUCACGCUUCAUUGUUCUCCAAGUCAGAAGCCCCGCAGCCGCGGCGGCAGCGGCAGCAGCGUGAGCCGGAGUCACUGCUGGCUGCUCCGCCCGCGGUGCGCGCACGGAAGUCGGGGAGCCGGGAACCCCGGGAGCCCGCGCUCCGCCCGCUGCGCCUCGGCCAGGACCCACCCGCAGCGCCGGCGGAGCCCCAGCCGCUCUCCAGCGCCUCCUCCUCGGCGCACCCCAGCGCAAGCGAAGCGGAGGCAGCGGGGGACACCCUUUCUCUGGGGGCCAUCACUCUUUAUCAUCCCUUCCCAAGAAUUUGUUUGAGGAAGCGCUGCGGGAGAAAGGCAUCCUCCUGAAUCCCUGACAGGGGCGGGGUCUACUGCUGUCCUGCAGGGCCACUUCGCCUACAGUGCCCUCCGCUGCAACCCCGGACCUGCCCGGGUCACGUCUGCGAAACGGAAUCAUGAAGCGCUUGGUAGCUGCCUGGCUUCUGGUUGGACUCAGCCUCGGUGUGCCUCAGUUCGGCAAAGGCGACAUUUGCAACCCCAAUCCAUGUGAAAAUGGUGGCAUCUGUCUGUCGGGAUUGGCUGAUGAUUCCUUUUCCUGUGAGUGUCCAGACGGCUUCACAGAUCCCAACUGCUCUAGUGUUGUGGAGGUUGCAUCCGAUGAAGAAGAGCCUACUUCAGCAGGUCCCUGCAUCCCCAACCCAUGCCACAACGGAGGAACCUGUGAGAUAAGCGAAGCAUAUCGAGGAGACACAUUCAUAGGCUAUGUUUGUAAAUGUCCCCGGGGGUUUAAUGGGAUUCACUGUCAGCACAAUAUAAAUGAAUGUGAAACUGAGCCUUGCAGAAAUGGUGGGAUAUGUACAGACCUCGUUGCUAACUAUUCCUGCGAAUGCCCAGGAGAAUAUAUGGGAAGAAAUUGUCAACAUAAAUGCUCCGGGCCAUUGGGAAUCGAAGGCGGGAUCAUAUCCAAUCAGCAGAUCACAGCGUCAUCUACCCACCGAGCUCUUUUUGGACUCCAGAAGUGGUAUCCCUAUUAUGCUCGGCUAAAUAAGAAGGGACUUAUAAACGCCUGGACAGCUGCUGAAAAUGACAGGUGGCCGUGGAUUCAGAUAAAUUUGCAAAGAAAAAUGAGAGUUACUGGUGUUAUUACCCAAGGAGCCAAAAGGAUUGGCAGCCCAGAAUACAUAAAAUCCUACAAAAUCGCCUACAGCAAUGAUGGGAAGACCUGGACCAUGUACAAAGUGAAAGGCACCACUGAGGACAUGGUGUUCCGUGGAAAUGUUGAUAACAACACCCCCUAUGCUAACUCUUUCACGCCCCCAAUCAAAGCUCAAUAUGUCAGACUCUAUCCCCAAAUUUGUCGAAGGCACUGCACAUUAAGAAUGGAGCUUCUUGGCUGUGAGCUUUCAGGCUGUUCAGAACCUCUGGGGAUGAAAUCAGGGCAUAUCCAAGACUACCAGAUCACGGCCUCCAGCGUCUUCAGAACACUCAACAUGGACAUGUUCACCUGGGAACCACGGAAAGCCCGGCUGGACAAACAAGGCAAAGUAAAUGCUUGGACAUCUGGCCACAACGACCAGUCACAGUGGUUACAGGUUGACCUUCUUGUCCCUACCAAAGUGACAGGCAUCAUCACACAGGGCGCUAAGGAUUUUGGUCACGUGCAGUUUGUCGGUUCGUACAAACUAGCCUACAGCAAUGACGGGGAACACUGGACUGUGUACCAGGAUGAGAAACAGAGGAAAGAUAAGGUUUUUCAAGGCAAUUUUGACAACGACACUCACAGGAAAAAUGUCAUCGACCCUCCCAUUUAUGCUCGGCACGUAAGGAUCCUUCCUUGGUCCUGGUAUGGAAGGAUCACUCUGCGGUCAGAGCUGCUGGGCUGCACAGAGGAGGAAUGAAGGACUGCACAUCCCAUCAUGCUUUUCUUUAUUUCCCUACAAGUAGCUCCAUGAAAUGAACUGUGCAAAGUCUGAUGGAAACUGAAUGGGUUCUCUUUUUCUCCUGAAAAAGUGUUCAAAUUUAAUGGUAGGCUACUAACUGUCUUUGAAGGGGGUCUAAGCCUGCCUUUUCAAUAACUUAACUUUGUUUUUAUUGCACAACUAUCUUAAGUUACAUCACACUAUCUGUGAAUUACCAUCCUUGUUCUCUGAAUUAUAUACAUUAGUUGAAGCACAGUAGGCAAAGCAAGUCCUCCUUCUACAGCAGAGGUAAAGAAAGUCCUAGUUAUCAGAUAGAAGAGUUAGGAAAGAUUUCAUGGUUAUUGUUCAACCAACACUUAUAAAGCAUUCAGUUUUAGCAAUAAGAUUUUUUUCUAUAAUGAAUUGGAUUAUCUAGAUUGUUUCCCUGUGCCUAACACUGUUAGUGUUUAUUACAAAGAUUUGGAGAAGACUAUAUGAUAUGCAGUACCAAUCAAUAUAACAAUUCUAUUUUUAUUUUCUUAAUUUCUAAUAAAAAAUAAGUUCUUUA